AUGACAAAUCUGCUGCCGGACGACUCGUACUGCACCAGCCAGAUGGGAAAGUACCUCUUUCGCGCAAAAGCUGAUUGCCCGUGCACAGUGACGCUGAUUUCGACGAUGGACGAGACGGUGCUCGGCGUCACCUACACCGCCUAUACCCUCGAGUUUAAGUUUAUGCCGAUGGAGUCGCUAUUGUCAGAGCCGAAAACGUUCCGCAUUACUACCCGUUACAAGGAGGUCAACAAACUACAGGCCGCGCUCGCCAAAUUGCAUAAACAGCUCUACCUCCGCGGCGCGUUCCCCAACUUCCCCCAGCCGAAGCUCUUCGGGAAGGCCGACGAGGCGGCUGUCGAGGAGCGGAAGAGGGCGAUUCUGCAAGUGUUCGAAUUCGUCGUCGACAGCGAGGUGUUGCGCAAGGCGCGCGUUUUGCACGAAUUCGUCCAGAAAGCGUCGGAAAUUGUUGACGCGGCGCCGACGAUCAUCACCCAGCCCCGCGUCACCCCCACUUCCACCACCCAGAUUGAUGACAUCUUUGAGGCACCCGUCAGCGGCCCCUCUUCCGACCCGACGGACGUGCUGGAGCCGAUUCGCGUCGACGAGACUGAAGACCCAAGCAGCACGGCCACCUCAUCCUCCCAAGCCACCUACCAUACACCGCCCGACUCGCCCACAGAUGAAUUCCAAUUUCCCGAUUUGCCGCUAACCUUCAACGCGCAAACCGAGCGCGACCCCGCCCCCUCGGCAAUCCGAAGAUUUUUGCAUCGCGUCCCGCUGAAGGCGCCGUUCGCCGCACAGAUGGAACGCGGCGGCGAAGAGCCGUCGGGCGCGUACCUCCUACGCGCCGGCCAGCUCGUCUCCACGGGGCAACGAGCAGAGAACGAGAGGGAAUGGGAGUUGGCUUUUCAUUGCUACAAACAGGCCAUACAUACCAUGAUACAGGGCCUGCAAGAAGAGAAGGACGUUGCCCUGAGGAACGCGGUGCGCCGAAAAACGGCAAAAUAUCUGGUAAAAGCCGAGCGCAUCUACCGCACCCAUCUGUCCUACGACGGCACCCAGUUCAAUUUCGAGGCCCUCUACGCGGCCACCGUGCAGGACCCGAACAUCAUGGCGUUCCAGUGCUCCAACUCGCAGCUGAAGAACUACCGCGUCCGGGGCGUCUCCCCGGGCGCCGACUUCGAGAAGCGCGUGCUGAUCGUUGAGGAGCUGCACACCGGCCUUCCAUUCGCGAUGAAACUGGUGGAGAAAGGGGCCGAGACGCCGGGCGCCCACUGCUUUCUGGCCACCCACGUACCGCAUAUGGUCCAGCUGCACAAAUACUUCCAAACCGAGGCC
Messenger RNA from Mesorhabditis spiculigera, 1320 nucleotides. NCBI's taxonomy places the organism in Eukaryota, Metazoa, Nematoda, Chromadorea, Rhabditida, Rhabditidae. The record is from the annotation of a GenBank genome assembly.